Molecule: messenger RNA, 6338 nt
Organism: Cololabis saira (Pacific saury)
Lineage: Eukaryota; Metazoa; Chordata; Actinopteri; Beloniformes; Belonidae
Gene: cttnbp2
Product: cortactin binding protein 2
Exons: 23
Coding region: 137-4924 (1595 amino acids)
Biological process (GO): regulation of synapse organization
Cellular component (GO): glutamatergic synapse
Molecular function (GO): protein binding
Source: RefSeq, a predicted model, not a curated record
GGACGUGUCUCCUCCGCACCUCGGUGGAAACCCCCCCAUAAACCCCCCCAAACCCCCCACAGGCGCGUCCAGCAGCGCAACAGUUAACGGAGCCGGAUGCGCGCUCGCUCCAGCGGCGGCGCGCCUCAGUGCGAAGAUGGCGUCGGAGGGAGCCAGCAGCGCGGAGCCUCCUGCUCCGGUGCAGAGCCUGGCGGCCGCCGUGCCGGGGGCCGUGGACACGAAAUGUGAGUUCAAUAUGGAUAACCUGAGCAAGCCGGAGCUCCUCACCCUGCUGAGCAUCAUGGAGGGAGAGCUGGAGGCCCGAGACCUGGUCAUAGAGGCCUUGAGGGCCCAGAGGAAGGAGGUGUUUCUUCAGGAGCGCUACGGCCACUACAGCCUCACCGACCCCUUCCUGGCGCUCCAGAGGGACUUCGACUGCCGGGUUCCCGGAGGGGACAAGGAGCGGCGGUCUUUGGGGUCCAGUCCCAUCUCGGUCCUGGAGGCCGUCAUGGCGCACUGCAGGAAGAUGCAGGAGCGCAUGUCGGCCCAGCUGGCUGCUGCCGAGAGUCGCCAGAAGAGGUUGGAGAUGGAGAAGCUGCAGCUCCAGAGUCUGGAGCAGGAGCACCGCAAGCUGUCGGCGCAGCUGAAGGACGAGCGCGAGAAGAACAAGCACAUCGUGAUGAUGUUGGUGCGCGAGUGCAAGCAGCUGGCCACGCGCGUGGUGGAGGAGUCGCAGCGCUUCGAGGAGCUGCAGGCCCGGCUGGACGAGGAGGCCCGCACCUCGGGCCGCCUGCAGGAGGAGCUCGGCGUCGAGCGCCAGCACGGCCAGCAGAUGGAGGCCAAGAUGGAGAAGCAGCUGUCGGAGUUCGACACGGAGCGUGAGCAGCUGCGCGCCAGGCUGGGCCGCGAGGAGACGGAGAGCCAGAGUCUGCGGCGGCAGGUGGAGCAGCUCAGGACUGAAGGGGCUGAUGGGAAGGACGGCGCCGGGGCGGCGCCGGCGCCGGAGCCUCCUAAAGCUCUGGCCUCCGUCUCGGUGGCCACGGAGCCCGUCAGCUCGCGAACAGCGUCCUCCCAGACGGAGCCCCCUCCCACCGAGGCCGAGGGUCUGAAGAAGUCCCCCCUCACGAUACCCGUCAAACCGACGCCCGCCAACUACGUGGGCCUGAGUCUGCCGAAGACCAGCGGCCGGGGGAUCGUCCACAGCAGCUCCGGGGGCCUGCAGACGGAGAACGGCUCGGAGCCCCCCCACGGCGUGCCCAGCGGGGUCAGCCCCCGCGUCCAGGCGGCCCGCUACAAGUUCCAGGACCAGGACCAAAACGGCACGGCGUCCCAGAGCCCCCCGGCGCGCGACCUCUCCCCCACCAACCGGGACAACUUUGCGGCCAAGCAGCAGGCGCGCCACACGGUGACGCAGGUGCUGUCGCGCUUCACCAGCCCCCCCGCGGGGGGCGCCGGGCCGCUGCGCGCCGGCCUGCCCCACUCCGCCUCCGAGGGGGGCUCGUUUCCCGGCCGCCUCGGCCACCCCAUCGGCCUCAAGUCGCCCACGGUGGCCCGGAUCGACCGGGGGAACCCCCCGCCCAUACCGCCCAAAAAACCCGGGCUUAGCCAGACCCCCUCGCCCCCCCACCCGCCCAUCAAGGUGGGGGGGGACAGCAGCCGCCCCCCCGGGGCCGGCCUGAAACCAGCCCAGCUGCCGCCCAAACCCGCGCUGGACCUGGUCCCGGCCCUGACAGCCUCUCAGGUGGGUGCCAGCCCCCCCCCCGGCCGGGGCCCCCAGCGGCCGCCAGCAGCAGCAUGUGCACCGUGCCCCCCCGUCAUCAGCUCCCCCUCCACCUCCUCCAUUAGCGCUCCAUCCACCCGUAGCCCCUCUUCCUCCGCAGGCAGCCCCCUGGCAACAGCAUCAGGCUGGUGUCCCUCCGUAGCCUCCUCUCUCAGCGGCGGUGGGCCUGCUGCCCUGGACAGCGGCCACCCCCUGCUCCUCCAAGCUGCCUCCCAGGGAAAUGUCACUUUAUUGUCAAUGCUGCUUAACCAACCAGACUCGACCAUCACCACCAUCACCACCACCACCACCACCUCGUCCACCAACAUCACCUCUACCACCGCCAUGGAGAACAAACCCCACCACCUUGACCCAGACCACCACCGAACCUCUGCCUUGUUUGUUGCUGCUCAGAAUGGACACACAGAAUGUGUGAAGCUGCUGCUGUCGUCCGGAUCGCCUGCUGACGUCUCGGAUGAAAACGGAUUCACGCCGCUACAUCUGGCUGCCGCCCACGGCCACACGAGCUGUGUGGAGGCGCUGCUGGCGGCAGGAGCCGCCGUGGACUCGGCGGCGGCCGGCGGCCAGACCUCCCUCCUGCUGGCCUGCGAGGCGGGACGGCCAGACUCCGUCCGGACGCUGCUGAACGCCGGAGCCGAUCGCUCGCUCGCCACGACGGACGGCUGCACGGUGCUGCACGCCGCCGUGCGCUCGGGACACGUCGGCCUGCUCCGUCUGCUCCUCCGCCACCCGGCCGGGGACGACACCGCCCCCCCCGGACCACCUGGACCACCGCCCUCCCUGGCCCUUCCUGCCGCCCUGCUGAACCAGGCCAACGCUGACGGCUGGACCGCUGCACACACGGCCGCCGCGCUCGGCCUGAAGGAGUGUCUGGGCGUGCUGUGCAACCACAGCGAGCAGGACAUCGAGAGGAGGGACAAGUGUAACCGCACCAUCCACGACGUGGCGACCGACGACUGCAAAGACCUGCUGGAAAACCUCCAUUUGUAUCGGAUCCCGGUGCUUCUCCAAUGUUCCAGUGCAGGGAUGGGCUCCAUGUGUCCGAUGGUGGCCCUGGAGGAGGAGGAGGCCAAGGGGUUUUCCAGCAGCCAGAUAGCGCUGGGCCGCGUGACGGUGGACCGGGCCAUGGAUUGGACCCAGCUGAGUGCUGCUGUCAGCCAGGUCUUCACCUCCCACCUUCAGAUCCUCGUCGGAGAAUCCCAGACGGCUAGAGAGGAGGUGCAUCGUCCCGUGCUCGGCCUCGGUGUCGCUAGCAUCGCCUCCAUUCUUAUCGGAGAUACGCAGUGGCUGCCUGGUCAGGAGCUGCCGUUAUCCCCCUGGGAUCUGGUCAGAAAGCCUCUCAGCCAGUGCAUCACCAUCCGCCUUAAAGGUCUGGCUGAGUCGUGUCUGGAUGAUCUGGCCCGCGAGUCCCUCCUCCCGCUGCCGUUCCUGCAGAACUGCGUCCGCCUGGUGGAGCAGUACGGCAACCUCAUCUUCCACGGGCCCGAGGGCAGCUGCCAGGAAUACAUCGCCAACCUGGUGGCCCGCUGCAUCCAGUCCAAGCAGCAGGCGGGGGGCGGCGGCUGUGACGUGGUGCGGGUGGAGGUGGAGGACAGCCUGACCAAGGAGCAGCUGCUGGACGUCUUCAUCAGCUGCGGCUUCCUGGUGCCGUCCGGAGGUCGUGUGUUGGGAGCUGCUCCUGCGGUGGUGCUGCUGCUGGAGGGGCUGGAGAAGGCCUCGUCCCUGACGGCUCUGCUGGGAGACGUGUGCCAGAGUCUGGACGACCGGGGCCCCGGCUCCCCGCUGGCCCUGAGCACCGGUCCCCACCACUUCUCUGAGAACAACUUCCUGAUCGCCACGUUGUCGAAGCCCCGCCUCCAGGGCUCGGAGCUCCGCCUCCAGCAGCAUUUCCGCUGGGUGAGUCUCCGCUGGGACCAGGAGCCGCUGCACGGCCUGCUGGGACGGCACCUUCGCAGGAAGCUGCUCUGUAAGACGGGGUCUGGGUCGUGGUCCCCCGACGGCGUCCUGGAGCGGUCGGUGUCGUGGGUGAGCCAGGUCUGGCAGCAGCUCAACGCCUGUCUGUCCCGUCUGGGGACCCACGAGGCCUUGCUGGGCCCACAGCUCUUCCUGUCCUGCCCCGUCGUCCCGGACAACACGCAGGCCGUCGUCAGGUGGCUCGCCCGGCUCUGGAACGCCGUGGUCGUCCCCCGCGUGGAAGAGGCCAUCAUCUCCCGGGUGACGGCCCGGCGCCCCCCCUCCUCCUCCUCGUCGCUCCAUCCGGCCCUGUCGCCGCGACGACCGUCUCCUAGCAACCGGGGCCUGAGCGCCGGGCAGCAGGCCGUGGUGAAGGCCGCUCUCAGCAUCCUGGUCAGCAAGGCCGUCCUGCUGGGCUGCCCGCUGCCGCGCCACGAGAUGGAGCGGCACCUGCUGGAGUUCCGGGGGGGAACCCCGCCCCUCUCGGCCAUCGGCUCCUACAAGGGCAGCGGGGCGGGACGACGCGGCCGGGACGCAGGGAAGCUGAGACGAUCCAACACCAGCCCCCGCAAGAGGGGGGGCAACGACGCCACCUGGAGCUGCGGGGGUUCUCUGUCCAACUCUGAUGUCAACUUUACCUCCAACAGAGAGUCUGCCGGCCUGCCGCUCUUCUCCGACGACGAGACGGACCUGAUCAGGGAGCUGCAGACCAUGUGCUCCAGCAAGUCGGAGCCCGACAUCACCAAGAUCUCUGAGGCCAAAGACGACGUGAUCCUGUUUUCCGGCUCGCCGGGGGACGAGCUGCCUCCGAGCAAGUCCAGCCAGGAAACCGGCCGGGAAACCGGCCAGGUCCACCAGCGACCGCAGACGUCCGGCCGCAGCUUCACCCAGACGUCCGUUCAGAGCAGCGACCGCCGUCCGGCUCCUCGCACCAAGUCUCAGCUGCCCGUCCCGAGCAGCAGGGGGCAGCAGACGCGAGUGGCCGUCGCCCCCGGCAACAGCAGCAGCAGCAACAAUCAGACCCAAACCCCCCCGAACCGCCGCAGAAGCGCCGCCGCCAGCAGCAGCAGCAGCAGCAGCAGCAGCCGAGCAAAGCAGGCCGCCGCCAGCAGCAUCAACCACCGCAACAACAUGAACGGCAACAGCCACCAACACCAGGACAUCUGGAUCCUCCACAGACCCCUGCAUGAGAGCAACAACAACCCCCCAUGAUCCCCCCAUGAUCCCUCCAUGAACCGCCCUCCAUGAUGUAAAGACUACCCAAAACCUUUGACUUGGUAUUUCUACUUGUUUUCCGUACUUGUUACACUGUACUACAGUUGUGUACUUGGGGACCAUGGUUGUAUUCUAUUACAGUAUUUGAAAGAUGUGAUCGUUCUGGGGUGAAAAGACAGUAAUGUGGUGGGAAAAUAAAUGAAUGGAAAAGAAAGAAAGAAAAAAAAAAGCAGCAGGUUUAUUACUGUUGCCUUAAUUAGUAAAGUGUUUCAACCUGCAUAUUAUGGGACAAUGUUCAGAUACAGUCUUAGAAUUUACUGGAAUAUGAGUUUAAAGUAUUUAACUGGUGGAAACUGCCUCAAAAACACUCCCAGCACAGUAUUUUUGUGUACUUAAAGUGAAACGGUGUACUUCUGCUACUAGUGUACGGCCACUGAAGAGUGUUUUUCUUUUCUUUUUUCUUUUUUAAUCAAAGACAGACACAAGAAGGUUUUGAUUUUUCUUCUUUUUGUUGUUUUUUUUGCUAUUAAGUAUUUUUGAGAUAUUCAAGUGUUUUAUCUGCAAAUAGCUGCAAGGUUGUUUUAAAUACUGUUGAAAUUAAUCAGGGUUCUACCAAAUAUAUUUGUAAAUAAGAGUUAGUACGUUUAAAUGCUCUGUAGAUUUUGGUGUACGUGGUAUGAUGCUUGUACAGUGAUUUAAAACCCUGAAGCCACCGCCGUGCAACAAUACCGCUUCCAGCCACAUGGGGGCGCCCAGAUCUGCUGUGUUGACAUUACUGCGCUAAUGAGUGAAGACGGUCCGGCGUGUCCUCUAAUACCGCCCCGUCCCUCCAGAGGUGAACUCAGUUUCCGUCUCACGUCACUAAUCAGGCUAACUAGUGAGCAAAUUAAGUAUUAUUGAAUUUGAAUGGAGCUCUCUUGUAAUGUCGCCCCCGUGUGGUCAGAAGCGGUACUGCCACGUCGUGACUUUGAGAAGAAACUGCUGAAAAAAUAAAAACCUUGUACAUAGUGUUUGUAAAACAAGUCUGGUUCUGAACCCUCCACUUGUUUCAAAGUGACUGGGAUGUGGCAAUAAGUACUAGAACUGUAAAAACACAGGAUGUCCUCUUGUCAACUGUAAGCCAUAAUAAAUAUUUUAAAUGCCCAUCUGACUCAUGUUCAGUUAGACCCCAGCCGACCCCGACGGCGCGACUUACUCUUUCCUUUCACGACUUCCGUUAUUACCGUGUUUGUUUUUAUGUUUAAUGAGUAAUUUUAUUUCAAGCAGAUACUGUUUAUAUAUAAAUAAAAAUAUAUGCGGUAUAAAUACAUCUAUACAAAUGUACAGGAGAGAUUUUAGUCAGCCUAUGGUUUUGAUCUGUAUGAUAGCCGUUUUAGGUCUAAACAAUUGCCUUUCAAGCACAAACAUUAAA